AUGCAGUACGCUUUGCAUAAUUCAUACGUGCUCAAGGGAACGGCGCAGAUCCUUCAGCAAUCUGAUGUUUCUGCGCGUCGUUGCCGAGUUGAAGCGUCUGACGCCACCAUUGUUUAUGUGGACUUUAAUCGGAUCAUACUUAGCUCGGGCAAGAAGUCGGUGUCGGAUGUGCUGGGCUAUGUCGAUUAUACUGUGCAGAGUUUGCGCAACAAGGAAAUGUUCCAUUCCAUGCAGCUGAGCUUUGAGCAGUGUUGGAAUUUUAUGCUCUGGCUGGAUCAGUCCAAUUUCUUCGGCAUUCGAGGCAAAUUGCCCAAGGGCAUUGAUAAGACGGUCACCUCAAUUGCGGCGGGCAACACAACGUUGCGUCAGAGUCAGGCGAGAAGUGAGGACGUGGGUGAGUUCUCCGAUCUGGCCGACUGGACAGAUCCGUGUGAUACGCACAUAAUCAACGAGGUCAUCUGCAAGGCGUGCAAUCAUUGUCGCGACCUGGAUCUCUGCAAGGACAAACAGCUCGCCCUGAAGGAUGGCAUUCCUGUUUGGCUAUGCGCCCAGUGCUAUGUAGCCUACGACAAUGAGGAGAUAGAGAUGCGCAUGAUUGAUGUGCUGCAGCACAAAGUGAUGUCCUAUGUGCUCCAGGAUCUGCGCUGUGUGCGCUGCAACGAAAUCAAACGCGAAAAUCUCGCCGAGUUCUGCACCUAUGCUGGCAAUUUUGUGCCCCUAAUCAGUGGCAAGGAGAUUGAAACGCUCCUCAACACAUUUAAUAACGUUGCCAGCUACCAUAAGAUGCAGUUGCUCCAGCAAACGGUGCUGCAGGCACUAAAAACUCCCCGUUAA
This is a messenger RNA of Drosophila grimshawi, 834 nucleotides long. Its product is annotated as DNA polymerase epsilon catalytic subunit 1. The transcript has 2 exons. The record is from RefSeq and is a predicted model, not a curated record. NCBI's taxonomy places the organism in Eukaryota, Metazoa, Arthropoda, Insecta, Diptera, Drosophilidae. Gene Ontology annotation, biological process: mitotic cell cycle; base-excision repair, gap-filling; leading strand elongation. The coding region runs from base 1 to 834 and encodes 277 amino acids. Gene Ontology annotation, cellular component: epsilon DNA polymerase complex; nucleus. Gene Ontology annotation, molecular function: DNA binding; zinc ion binding; DNA-directed DNA polymerase activity.